AUGCACCGAUUGCCCGGGACUGUUAGCCUUGUCGUACGCAACGCUUUGGAGGUGCUGCGGUCUUCUCCCGAUCAUACCGCAAUGGAGUCUGACACAGUCCCAGAUAUGGAAAUGGAGGAGCAGUUGUACCGGUCACGUAAACAACAGAGACAAAAAGCUGUCACUUUACUGGAGGGCCUUUUGCGUGAGGCUAGUAUUUUCACGCGUCUUUUUGAGAUGGAUCCCCUGCUCUGGGCUGAGGCCUGGGUGGAACUGGCCAAGACGGCUCUCUUUAGGGCCAUUCACAAUGAUGCCACCAUGGCCAUUGACGACGGGCAGGAUACCGAUCAGCAGCAGCAGCAGCAGCAGCAGACUGCGGGAAGCAACUUGCCCCGGGUACUUUCUUCCGCCGUACUGACUCAGCGUUACGCCGAUCAGGAAGCCCUGAACGUCACGAUCAGUGGUCUCUUUGAGAACUUCGAUCAGUUCCCCUUCCGGCUUAAUUUUCCACCCUUCGAGAUGGAUGCACUCCCGGCUAAUAGCUGGUUCCUUCCCGUUCUUAAGAACGCGAAGGUACUGCUGGAGGUGUUCUGCCCUCAGCUCAAGGAUUUAGACGGUCAGCGCAGCGGUGGUAGCAGUUUCAUGCAUCACACCCUCGCAUACCGACGUCGGGCUUACGCCCACUUUGUUAAUGGCUUAUAUUCUCACUGCCUGUCAGCCUUUGAAACCAGCACUGUGGAAGGCGAGACGAAUCAGCAGUUGCUGGCAAAUUCGGGCCUAGUGGCCUGCCUGUUUUCUCACUGGCCCAUACCUGUGGACCCUCCUCUGAAUCCAGCCUGGGAGGUGGGUUGCAAACUGGUCUCGCCGCCGCCUCCCCCACCGCCGGUGGGCAUGGUUCGCAUGGCACUUCGACUACUCACCUCUCAGCAGACAGAAGUCGUUGCGGCUGUAGUGCACUUCCUUUCUGAAUUCCUUCUCGUCUAUUUUCUGCGCUUUCGACCCGACGACUACGUUCCUUUCAAUGCUGCCGAACUCGCCCGCGCACACUGUCCCUUCCCGGGGGCUGAUUUCAAAAAUCCCCUGCGCUGGCCGGGUCUCAGGGAUGACAAUUUUGGGAUCGUCUUUGAUCCCACGCUGGACUGUCUCUCCAACGAUCAAGUCUUCCGCCAAUUUCACCACAUCCCUCACAGUGUGGCUGGGUUCAUGCAGAUGUGCGUACGCGGUUACUCGCCCAGCUAG
Spirometra erinaceieuropaei is the source of this 1218-nucleotide messenger RNA. NCBI's taxonomy places the organism in Eukaryota, Metazoa, Platyhelminthes, Cestoda, Diphyllobothriidea, Diphyllobothriidae. The record is from the annotation of a GenBank genome assembly.